Molecule: messenger RNA, 2673 nt
Organism: Strongylocentrotus purpuratus (purple sea urchin)
Lineage: Eukaryota; Metazoa; Echinodermata; Echinoidea; Camarodonta; Strongylocentrotidae
Product: transmembrane protein 43-like
Exons: 10
Coding region: 86-1318 (410 amino acids)
Biological process (GO): nuclear membrane organization
Cellular component (GO): nuclear inner membrane
Source: RefSeq, a predicted model, not a curated record
CACACCCUAAUGCUGUUGACGUUUCAGUUCCUUUUUGCUUUCAUUUGGCGUUGACACUGACGACAAUUUUGUGUCUUACAAGAAAAUGUAUCGCUCAAAAUAUCCAGAUGAUCCCGGCAUGCAUAACGCUGGUGGAUUACCAGGACUUGGUAGUUCCAGACUUCCGUCCACCUAUAGCAAGAGAGGAGACUCCACAUUUGUAGAGCGUGUUAGCAACAGCUUUACAGGGUCCAUGCUAGGGCUUGGUCUUGUGGCCAUUGGACUAUUCAGCAUCACAGUCAAUGAGAGUUUUGCUGCAUAUGUCUCAUGGCAAUUGGAUGAUGGCUUGCGCAAUAUUGUUCCCUUGGAAUCCAGUGAGGUUAUAUUUACAGAAAAUAACAACAAGCUUAUACAUGUCACAGGAAAGCUACGGACUACAGAGCCCCUGGUAGAUUCCCAGUUUGGUAUAUCAGUGAGAGCAGUGAAGCUACGUCGUCAUGUCCAGAUGUUCCAAUGGGUUGAACAUAGGAAACAAUCUCCAGGAGAAGAUAUCCAGUAUACAUACACUAAAGAGUGGAGGUCAGAAAUCAUUGACAGUGACACUUUUGAAAAUUCUGCCAGGCAUGUUAAUAAAAAGGAAAUGUCUGUCAAAGGCACUACCUUUGUUGCCAUCCGAGCUUACAUUGGUAACUUCCAGUUAAAGGAGCCCUUGAAAGAAAAGAUUGAAAACUUUGACCCUUACUUCACCACACAGCAACCUUCCAAUCCAAACGUUAAACUGCACAAUGGCUUUUAUCACUUCUCAUUAGAUAUCAACAGACCUAUGAUAGGAGAAGUGAGAGUAACAUUCAGCUAUGCUGGUGUGAGUGGCCAAGAGAGUAGCAUCGUAGGCCCACCUGCCACUGUGAGCAUAAUUGCCAAGCAGGCAGGAGGAAUUCUGACCAGUUAUGUAGAUAAUAGUGGUACAGCAAGAGAGAUGGUCCAGAUGGGAAAAUGGUCUGCAGAGGAAAUGCUGCUUCGUCACCUGAACCUGCAGACCUCAUUGACAUGGUCUCUCAGGAUUGGAGGAUGGCUGAUGAUAUUCUUAGGCUUCUGUUUUAUGAAACUCAUCACAUUUUAUAUCAUGGAUCUGGUACCACCCCUUCGAAAGAUUGCAUCAUUUGGUCUGAUAAACUUCAACUUGUGCAUCUCCUUCUCACUAGCUUUAAGCUUUGCUGCUUUAUGUUAUCUAAUGACCAGACCAGUGCAAGCUCUUAUCAUGAUGACUAUCGCGCUACUACCAGGAAUUAUCGCUUUUUUCCGACAUAAAAAAUCACAAAAUGAAAGUUUGAGAUUAUGAGUACAAAUAAUUGCAUUCUGUACUUUCAGAUUGAUUUGUAUUCAGAAGUGUUAGGAUAUUAGAAUUAUUUAUUUUUUGGUAUUUUGAUUUUGGGAUACAAAUGAAAUCUAAGAUGUUAUUUUAUUUGUGUGUGUUAAAGAGGAAUAAGGGUAAAGAAUAACAAAAAAAGACAUAAUCGGGAGCGCCAGGAGUGUCAAGUCUGACAGACAUGAGUGCUAUACAAGAACCCACUAUUAUUAUUAUCAGACAUUUACUAACAACUUCUAAAUCCUUCAAUAUUGCAACAAACAAUAAAGUUUAUCAACUGAACUGUGGUUAUGGUCGAAUAUCAUUGUUCAUUUGAAUGUUCGAGAUGGGCCCAUUUUCUACUGGUAUUUUUUUCUUUUCUGAGUUGUAAUUUAAACAAGGAAGGAAAAUAAAAAGAUUCCUAUAGACACUAUUUUCAGAUAAACAAAAAUGCUAGGCAUGUCCAAACUUACAUCAAAUAUGCAAUGCUGAUUACAGUCGAAGUGGGAGUGGUUCAAUGUUUGUAUUUUUUCAUAGAAAACUAUUCUAACUUGAAGAAAGCUUGAUGAAAUUUUGAUGAAAUUUAGAUUUUACUUGCAAUGGUAGAGACAUGUUGGUCAUUCAUCCUAUCAGGAUAUCUAGGAACACAAGCUUUUUAUUAUCAAUGUUACUUGAUGUUGCUUCUGUCCCACCUCUUAUGUCACAAUGUCCCUGGGCAAGACAUUAAUCUACAUUUGCCACACUCGACCCAGGUGAUGUAAAUGGGUACCUGGCAGGAAUUCAAUUCUUUGAAAUGCUAGAGCGCCGUAAUGGCAGCAAUGCUAAAGCCGAGGUAAUAAUUGCGGAGUGCCAGGAGUGUCAAGUAUGACAGAUAUCAGCGCUAUACAAAAACCCACUAUUGUUAUUAUUAUUAUCAUUAAUGUAGAUGUUAUCAUGGUCUAAAGAAUGUAUGUCUGAAAUUAUGUUGCUCCUCAAACGUGAGAUAAGAAUGUUUUUUAUGUACAUUAGACAUCAAAGCAGCUAUGGGAAGUUGUGUAGUGCCUUAGAGGAAGUGAUGGGCUCUGUGUCACAUGUGGUUACGUUAUUGGUGGUAGCUUACUCUAAUAAUCUGUAUAAUGUUUAAUAUGUAGCAAAAAAUCAUGUAAACUAACCUUGAAAACAUUUCUUUUUUUACUGUAUGGAAGGUUUUGUCAUAUGAUUCCAAGACUAAAAUCUACUCUACACUGUAAAUGUAGAGCACACUGUGUUCAAAGACGACUUUCAUUGAAAUAAUUUUUUUAUUAAUUCAUAAAUAAGAUUUAUUGGGAUUUUACUUGUUCUUUAAUUUCUUUUCUUCUUUCUUUAAAAAA